AAAAUGGGGAAAUGAAAAGAUUAAAUUUACAGAAUUCUAAUAUUUAAAUAUCUUUUUACACUGUUAUAUUUAAUUUUAAAUAAUAUUCUUUUCAUUUGUAUAUUAAUUUUGGCCCUUUUUGUAAUUUUAUAUAAAAUAUUAUUGAUUCCUUAUUUUAAAAGUGAUUACACUUUGUAUUUUUAUAUUUAACAUCUAACCAUGGUAUAAAUUAAAUUUUAAUGAAAUUCGUUGUUGUGGCUGUCCCCGGAGUCAUUUCUCCCGAUUCAAAUGGCGACGAGAUUCUUAGAGCAAUCGGGGGAAAGGAAGGCUUACGUUCAGUUUUAAAUGGAGAAAAAUCAGAACAACUGAUAUUGAGGUUUGGAAUUGACUCAACAAGUAGUUUCGUUCCAGCCAACACAUAUGAAGAUAACAUUCCCUGUAAAUUAGUGGCAAAAGCCAAGCUUUGGAAGUCUGGAAAAUGUACUAUAGAAUUGUUGGGGCCGGUUGUAGAUUACUUUUCAUUUUCACACCCUUCGGACUUCCUUCACUUAAGUCUACAACCUGUCGUAGCUGGAGAACUGGUUGGUGACAGAUUACCAUCAAACGUACCAACUAUCCCUCCACCGAUUUUCACCAAGAUUGAUAUGAUCGAUCAAUUGUUUAAUAAGAGUUUGUCAAGUGGUUCUACCCCUUCUACUACCCAGAAGGUUAAAAAGUACGCUUCUGGCUCAAUAUUCAGCUCAGUAGCUCGUUUUGAAGACACUAAUGUUCCACUAACUCCACUAAAUCUUGCUCUGCCAUCUCCAGAUCCAACCUUGAUGAGUUAUAUGGAAAACUUGUUUAAUAAAAGAAAACUCUGGCUGAGGAGUGCAUUAGAUGAAUUUUUACCUGUAGGAUAUUCCAACUGGAAGAAGAGAACGGCAUUUUCAAGAAUAUGUUAUUUAUUCUCAGAUGGUCCAUGGAGAGGAUGCAUGUGUAAAAUAGGCUAUGAUCCAAGAAAGGAUAUAGAAUCGAGAUUCUAUCAGACCAUUGAUUUCAGAGAUCCACACUAUAGAACAAUUUCUUGGAAAACCGGGAGGCGUUCACUGUCAAACCCUGAAAAUCUAGGCCAUGAACUUACUAUAGAUAAGGAGAAGACAUAUGGAGAACUUUCCAAAGAAGUUAUAACACCGAACCCUGAAGUUCAUUUCUUAAUUCCUUCAAACAGGCCUUCACAAUUGUACCAAUUGUGUGAUAUAUGUGACGCCGGGAUACAGAAUAUAGUACACUCAACUGAUUUUUCAAGCGGAAUUUUGAACAAUGAAUGCUCCAAAUCUACAGGAUGGUAUUCCGUGUCAGCCCUAACUAAAAUAAGGGAUAUGAUGGUCGUAAAGUCACUUCGCAUGAGACAUCAACACAACCAACUAGUCACAAAUUAAUAAUUUUUUAAUUUUUG
This is a messenger RNA of Theileria parva strain Muguga, 1414 nucleotides long. It is a transcript of the gene GTF3C5, whose product is annotated as RNA polymerase III transcription factor (TF)IIIC subunit family protein. The record is from RefSeq and is a predicted model, not a curated record. Gene Ontology annotation, cellular component: transcription factor TFIIIC complex. Lineage: Eukaryota; Apicomplexa; Aconoidasida; Piroplasmida; Theileriidae. Gene Ontology annotation, biological process: transcription initiation at RNA polymerase III promoter. The transcript is spliced from 7 exons. Bases 219 to 1397 code for a protein of 392 amino acids.